Sugiyamaella lignohabitans is the source of this 696-nucleotide messenger RNA. RefSeq names its product H(+)-transporting V1 sector ATPase subunit E (gene VMA4). Gene Ontology annotation, biological process: proton transmembrane transport. The record is from RefSeq and is a predicted model, not a curated record. Gene Ontology annotation, molecular function: proton-transporting ATPase activity, rotational mechanism. NCBI's taxonomy places the organism in Eukaryota, Fungi, Ascomycota, Dipodascomycetes, Dipodascales, Trichomonascaceae. Bases 1 to 696 code for a protein of 231 amino acids. The transcript has a single exon. Gene Ontology annotation, cellular component: proton-transporting two-sector ATPase complex, catalytic domain.
AUGCCCGCAAACCAAGCGUUGAGCGACGACCAGGUCGCUGGCGAACUCCAGAAGAUGGUGGAGUUUAUUAAGAAAGAGGCUGAUGAGAAGGCCAAGGAGAUCGAGUUGAAGGCCAACGAGGAGUACGAGAUUGACAAGGCCACUGUUGUGAGGUCCGAGACCGCCUCGAUUGAUCAUUUGUAUGAGCGUAAAUACAAGCAAUCCGAGCUGUCGCAACAGAUUGCCAAGUCCACUAUUGCCAACCAGAUCCGUUUAAAGGUUCUUCGUGCUAAAGAGGAUGCACUCAGCGAGAUUCUUGAAGAGGCUGCUCAAAAGCUCAAGACUGUUGCUAAUGAUAAAGCCAAGUACGAGACAGUUCUUGAUGGAUUGAUCCAAGAAGGUCUUUUUGCGCUUAUGGACGAUAAAAUUAGUUUAAGAGUUCGUGAGGCCGAUGUCGGUCUCGUCGAGAAAGCCAUUCCCAGUGCCAUUAAAGCUUUUGAGGAGAAGACAUCUCACACCGGAACUCAAGUCUCGAUCGAUAAGGACAACUUCCUGCCCAAAGACUCGGCCGGCGGCGUGAUCAUUGUCAACAGCACCGGCAAAAUCGACGUCGACAACACCCUAGAAGAGCGUCUCAAGCUCUUAUCCGAGACCUCGCUGCCACAAAUCCGUCUGGCCCUGUUCGGCGCCUCGGCCUCCCGCAAGCACUUCGACUAA